GCCUCGAUAGCAGUUUCAUAGACUUUUGUUAAAAUGUAUACUUGAUCUCACCACCGAUUUUACAGACAAACUCAACAUAACACGACGCUUUCGAAAAUGGAAAACCUUACAUCAGCAGGACUUCUGUGGGACAGCUCCUCUAAGAGGGAGCUGGUGGGAUACGAAGCGGCCAAGAACGAGAACUGCAUCAACCGAAACUUCUUCGAAAUGUACGUGAACUUCCUGUGGAUCUUCGCCUGCAUCUACAUUCUGUCGCGGCUGGCCCUACUCCUUGAACGCUUCCUCGGACCGCGUCUUCUGGCCCAAAAGCGCUGGUGCGACGUCCGGUCGAUCAAGAACGAGUGGGAGCUGACCCUGGCGCUGUACGAGGAGGACAAGCGCCAGCUGGGCGCACAGGUGCGCGAGCUGCGCGAAAAGAACCUCAGCCUGGAGCGCGUGAUGAACGAGCUGCGCGACUGCAACAUCCACCUGAUCAGCGAGAACUUCAUGCGGUCCGUUAUGCAGGAAGAGAAACCGAAAACAGCGCCGUCCAACAUCUACAUCACCAACAGCCACUUCCACCUCACGGGCCAGGUGUUCGUGAACCAAAGUCAGAUCGAUCUUGGCCUGGAUAAUGCUCGCGGAAAGGAUCUCGACACCUUGGGCGCCCACGGGAAGGGGCCCAAUGUGUGGCUGCAGUACCUGAAGAUGCGAAAGUGCUACAUGGGCCCGAUUGCCGAUCCAAAUUUGAUAGCUCCCAGCAGCCCGGAGCAUAUGCUGCCCAUUGUUAUGACCACCGAGCAGUUGGCCAAGUUGCAGGGCAUGAUCUAGUUCUUUUUUUGAAGUUCAACGCUGCCCAAAUAGCAAGUCUUAUUGUUAUUUAAACAAAAAACAAAAAGGAAAAAAAAUUCUUUUGCAUAUUAAAAUUUAAGUCGUGCUUUACGCAUUCAAAAUUAGUUGCAAUUUUACUUUUUCUGAUCAAAAUAAAAAUUGGCUUAACUAAGCUUCUUACCGAUAGUAA
This is a messenger RNA of Drosophila ficusphila, 1000 nucleotides long. RefSeq lists its product as uncharacterized. The transcript has 3 exons. NCBI's taxonomy places the organism in Eukaryota, Metazoa, Arthropoda, Insecta, Diptera, Drosophilidae. The record is from RefSeq and is a predicted model, not a curated record. The coding region runs from base 97 to 810 and encodes 237 amino acids.